AUGCAGUACGUCAGAAGCCUCAGCGGCUCCGUGUCCAAGACAUGGAACUCUAUCAAUCCCGCCACGUUAAGCGGAGCUAUUGAUGUGAUUGUCAUAGAGCAAGAGGAUGGAACCCUUGCCUGCUCGCCCUUCCAUGUCCGCUUCGGAAAGUUCUCGCUUUUGCGCCCAUUUGAGAAAAAGGUGGAGUUCAAGGUCAAUGGAGUCAAACAACAGUAUGCAAUGAAGCUUGGAGAAGCGGGUGAGGCAUUUUUCGUGUUCGAAACUACCGACGAGAUCCCCGCGUCACUACAGACUUCCCCGCUAGUCUCGCCCGCUAGCAGCCCAAAGGUGCCCACCGAAGAGUUUGGGUCGCUUCAGGAACCAGAGUAUUUGGACUUGGAGAAGAAUGGGGAUGUUGUCUCUGAGGGGGCGAAGACUCCACCUAAUAUACCGAUAUCACGACAAUCGCGAGCUGCAACUGAUCUAGGUACAAUAACGCCUCUGUCACGGUCUCCCGACGGCUCAGACCUGCAUCACGACUCUUUCAAUAACCAUCGAAGCAAACCAUCUCUCGACCAUUCGGUAUCUGAGGAUUUACUUUCGACUAGCCUCCCUCGGGCUGCGACCGAGCAGCUAUCCUCUUCGCCCACCGGCUCAACUCAGGACGAGGACGCAGCACAAGCUCGUUCUCGUAGUCCACCUCCGGUAUCUGUAGAAGAAGCGAUGUCCCGUGCUAUGUCUCUGUCCAAGAAACUUACAGGUUCCAACAUUCAAUCACAUGUCACGGAAACAGGCGAUCUGAUGCUGGACAUGACUGGUUACAAAAGCAACGAGGAAGAUGCCCUUCGGGCCGAGGUUCUCGCUCGCAAGAUUCUCGCGGAGGAACUAGAAGGGAGCUACGAUAUUGGUGCACUCAUUGGAGCCGACGAACAUGGGAACCUCUGGAUCUAUAGUAGCGAAGAGGCAAAAGAAGCGGCUGAUCGGAGAGCGGCCAUCAAUUCGAUGCGGCCCAGCACAGUCCUGAGCGAUGAUGCAAUCUCGGACCCAGGGUAUCACAGCGAGGGUGAUCAUCAUAUUACCCCUGGGCUACCGAUUGGGGCCCGCCACCACCGAACCAAGUCCGAUGUCCAGCCUGGCUUUCCUACACCCCCUCAAACUCCAAUGCAUGAUUCGUUUGCCGUCGAAACCCGCAAUUAUGCGAAGACAUUGCGAUUGACCAGUGAUCAACUCAAGGCUCUUCAAUUGAAACCAGGAGCCAACACCAUGUCCUUCAGCGUGAACAAAGCUACAUGCACCGCGUCAAUGUAUUUGUGGAACGGCAACACUCCGAUUGUGAUUUCAGACAUUGAUGGAACGAUCACAAAGUCGGAUGCGUUGGGCCACGUUCUGAAUAUGAUUGGACGGGACUGGACCCAUACUGGAGUCGCCAAAUUAUACACCGAUAUUGUGAACAACGGCUAUAAUAUAAUGUACCUCACUAGUCGAUCCGUUGGUCAAGCCGAUACUACACGGGCAUACCUCUAUGGUGUCUGCCAGGAUGGAUACCGGCUUCCCAGGGGCCCUGUGAUUUGCAGUCCAGAUCGUACGAUGGCUGCACUCAGGCGAGAAAUUUACCUCCGGAAGCCUGAAGUCUUCAAAAUGGCAUGUCUUCGGGACAUUCUUAACCUAUUUUGUGGGAAGGAGAACCCAUUCUACGCUGGGUUUGGCAAUCGAUUGACGGACGCCUUGAGCUAUCGAACUGUCAACAUCCCGUCCACACGAAUUUUUACCAUCAACUCCAACGCUGAGGUUUCCCUGGACCUGCUUAGUCUUAACAAGUAUAAGAGCAGCUAUGUCAGCAUGCGGGAAUUGCUCGAUCAUUUCUUCCCUCCUACCAGUCUUCUGGUACACUCCGGUGGUGAAGAAUAUACGGAUUUCACCUACUGGCGGGACACGCCACAGAAUUUGGAGGAUUUUUCACCCACCGACAGCGAAGAUGAAGACGAGGAUGACGAAGCAGCAGACGAAGACGAAGAUGCGGACGAAGAAGACUACGAUGAUGAGCUCAGCGACGGCGACGAAUAUCCUGAUGAUGAAGAAGGCACUGAUCUUGGUGCCAGCUACCUUUCGCAAGGCUCGGUCUUGUCUAAUCCGGCGGGAUCAAUUCUGGAGUCUGUAGAGGGAGAUCUGAAUCCUCUGGACCUUGAGUCAGAAGUCGAGGAAGACGAAGGCCUGCCAGAAAUAAUCAAAUCCGCAGGCAUCAAAUCCCUGCCGCUUCGUCCCAAGCCUUCACAAGAUGCCUGA
Messenger RNA from Penicillium pulvis, 2262 nucleotides. RefSeq names its product putative lipin Smp2. NCBI's taxonomy places the organism in Eukaryota, Fungi, Ascomycota, Eurotiomycetes, Eurotiales, Aspergillaceae. The record is from RefSeq and is a predicted model, not a curated record. The coding region runs from base 1 to 2262 and encodes 753 amino acids. Gene Ontology annotation, molecular function: phosphatidate phosphatase activity. Gene Ontology annotation, biological process: fatty acid catabolic process; triglyceride biosynthetic process. The transcript is spliced from 3 exons. Gene Ontology annotation, cellular component: nucleus.